GUCUUCGAACGUGUGACAUCAAUCAAGAACCGAACGUAAACUUGGAAAGAAUGAGCUCUUUUGAGCAGUUCUGUGGGGGUCCCAUAUGGGAUGUCAAUGCCACGUGGAAUACGAACGAUCCGGACUUCACCAACUGCUUUCACAAAACUGCCCUGUCUUGGACGCCGUGUUUCCUUUUGUUCAUUAUAGUUCCUUUCGAAGUCAGCAAGUAUGUGAAAAGUGUCAAUCGGAACAUUCCAUGGAAUCUGUUCAACCUUGCCAAGUUGAUAGUCACACUGGCCUUGGUGGUCAUUUCCAUCGUGGAAUUGGUCCUCCUCUUCGUCAAAACUCCCGUUGUGUACACGGUUGAUUAUGUGACGUCCUCAAUCUUCAUUGUGACCUAUCUUUGCUCUUUAGUGAUGCUUCUUCUGUCAAUGCGAUUUGGAAUCCACACCUCCCCGGCCCAGUUUCUGUUUUACUUCUUGCAUACAAUUACUGGUGGCAUCACCCUCCGAUCUCUCAUCAAGCGACAAUAUGAGGUCGAAGAAUAUGGCGACGACCCUGGGACUAUUGAUCGCUUAUGCAUCACUUUUGGAAUUCAGUACAGUUGCGUGAUCUUACUACUGAUUCUCAACCUGUUUUCUGACACCAAGCCUCUUGUCUAUGACGAAGAUCUAGCGGCACUCACGAAGCCCUGCCCGCAAAUCCGUGCAUCAUAUUUCUCAAAGCUGGUUUACAGUUGGUCAACGCCAUUAUUAUGGAAGGGAUACNAGAAACCUCUGGUGCCGGAGAAUCUUUGGCAAGUGCACCCCAAACUCACUUCCAAGGGAGUGGUGCCCAUUUUUGAUGUCGCCAUUUCAAGGACCACAGUCAAAAAAGCUCAAGCUAAGGGCAAAAAGUUUUCCGUCUACCCAGCUCUUUUCUAUACAUUUGGCCCCUCGUUCUUGUGGGGAACGGCUAUCAAAACGGUCAAUGACGUUUUAGCCAUGGCUGCUCCUCAGAUUAUGAGUCUUAUGAUUGCGUACGUUUCUGCUCUAACCCCAGAACCUCCUUGGAAGGGUUACUUUUAUGGGACAGUCUUGCUUAUCGUCACCAUGUUCCAAAGCAUCAUCCUCUCUCAGUAUUUUGAGAAAAUGUUUGUGGUAGGUAUGAACCUAAGAACAGCGUUGAUUUCGGUGAUCUACCGCAAGUCCUUGAGAUUGUCUGGAGCUGCCAAGAAGGAAAGUACUGUUGGAGAGAUUGUGAAUCUCAUGUCUGUGGAUGUCCAAAGGUUCAUGGACCUGCUUCCCUACCUCAAUAUGUUAUGGUCAGCACCGUUGCAAAUUGCAUUGAGCUGUUACUUCAUCUACCAGGAAUUGGGGGUUGCCAUGUUUUCGGGAUUGGCUGUGAUGAUUAUUGCUAUUCCAUUCAACGCCGUGGUAGUCUCAUUCAGCAGGAAAUAUCAAUUGGAACAAAUGAAGAACAAGGAUGACAGAGUCAAGUUGAUGAACGAGAUUUUGGGUGGGGUGAAGGUGUUGAAAUUAUAUGGAUGGGAGCAGAGUUUCAUGGGCCAAAUUCUUGACAUCCGGGAUCGAGAGAUUGUGGUCCUGAAGAAAUCAGCUUGGCUUGGGGCGAUGAUCAAUUUCGUUUGGAUCAGUGUGCCAUUCCUUGUGGCCUUGGCUUCGUUCGCGACAUACAUUUUCAUGGAUGGUGGUCAAGUGCUUGAUCCCUCAAAAGCGUUUGUAACGCUUACCUAUUUGAACAUCAUGCGAAUGCCAAUGUCCGUCUUGCCAUUUAUGAUUAUUGGAUUAGUUCAAGUUGGAGUCAGUUUGGAUCGUAUCAACAAGUUCAUGAACAACGAGGAACUUGAUAGCAAUGCCGUUCAACAUGAUGAAAGUCAAAAAGAUCAUCCCGUUUCUGUUCAAAAUGGCACCUUUGCCUGGGGAAAGAGCGAGCCUACCGUUUUACGAAACAUCAAUAUCAAGAUUCCCAAGGGUACAUUGACGGCAGUAGUUGGAACGGUUGGAUCUGGAAAGUCUUCUCUGAUAUCGGCUCUAUUGGGUGAAAUGGAAAAGGAAGAAGGAACGGUUAACAUGGUCGGGAGCGUCGCUUAUGUACCUCAACAAGCAUGGAUGCAGAAUGCCACCUUGAAGAACAACAUCCUCUUUGGCAAAGAGCUCAAUGGCAAGAAGUAUGCCCACAUUGUGGAUUCUUGCGCUUUGAAAUCGGACAUUCAGAUCUUGCCUGGAGGAGAUACGACGGAAAUCGGAGAAAAGGGCAUCAAUUUGUCUGGGGGUCAAAAACAAAGGGUCAGCCUAGCCAGAGCCUGCUAAAGCGAAUCAGAUGUUUAUCUCAUGGACGACCCAUUGUCAGCUGUCGACUCACACGUGGGAAAGCAUAUUUUCGAGAAAGUCAUCAGCCAUGAUGGACUCCUGGAAGGAAAGACCAGGGUUCUGGUCACUCAUGGAAUCACUUAUCUUCCAAAAACCGACCACAUCAUUGUCCUUAAGGAUGGAGAAGUGAGUGAAGAAGGCUCUUACAAGCAAUUGCUGAAAAAUAAGGGUGCCUUUGCAGAUUUCUUGUUGGAAUACAUGACAGAGGAGGUUGAAGAUGAGGAAGCCCUUCAAGAGAUCAAGAUGGAAUUGGAGGAUAUUUUGGGCUCCAAAACAGUCAGAAACCAAAUUGCAAGACAGCAGAGUGCUAUGAGCCGAACCAGGUCGGAAAGUGUUUGCAGCGGUGGAUCCAUCAUGUCAGGGGACUCCACCCAAGAUGGUCUCAGAAAACGAAAAAUAACAGUGGAAGAGGGCAUCAAAGCUGAAUUGAAAGAACCAGAGGCUGAACAAGCGACGAAGAUAGGUACCAAUCUUAUUGAAAAGGAAGUGGCAGAGACUGGAAGCGUUGGGUUGCAAGUCUACAAAUACUACAUGAUAAACAUCGGGCUCUUUGGAGUGAUUACUGGUAUAGCUAUGCAGCUAGUUUACCAGGUUUCCUCCAUAGGAACUAAUUACUGGUUGAAUGUGUGGACAGAUGGAGCUCUUGGAGAUUCAGCCAUCCCAAAAUAUCGAGAUCUCUAUUUGGGAGUUUAUGGAGCUUUUGGAUUUGCAAGUGCCGUCUCAACAAUGAUUCUUAGCAUUACCUUGGCCGUCUCAACCUUAAGAGCUAGUAAGGAAAUGCACAGGACCAUGUUACAACGGGUCAUGCAAAGCCCAAUGUCUUUCUUUGAUACCACUCCAUUGGGUAGAAUAGUAAAUCGCUUUGCCAAAGAUAUUGACGUUUGUGACAACACACUUCCCAACAAUUUGCGCCAAUGGCUCAACACGUUUGCCAGUUUCUUGGGAACUAUCAUCCUAAUCAUCACCGUCAUCCCAAUUUUCGCAGCAGUUAUUGUACCAGUGGCCGUUAUCUUCUUCUUCAUUCAAUCAAUCUACGUGAACACUUCCAGACAACUGAAGAGAUUGGAAUCCAUUUCACGGUCUCCAAUCUAUUCCCAUUUCGGAGAAACCAUCACAGGAGCAAGCACCAUUCGAGCCUUUGGUCUUCAAAAGAGGUUUAUUGAAGAAUCUAACAAGAAAGUAGAUACCAACCAGAUUUGCUAUUAUCCUAGCAUCAUUGCUAAUCGAUGGCUGGCAAUUCGAUUGGAAUCAAUUGGUAAUAUCAUCACUUUUGCUGCUGCUAUCUUUGCCAUCCUCAACCCCGACAACAUUGACCCCAGUCAGGUGGGUCUCAUUAUCUCCUAUGCCCUCAACGUCACUCAAGUUUUGAAUUGGUUGGUGCGAAUGACCUCUGAUGUUGAAACCAACAUAGUGGCCGUUGAGCGUGUCAAGGAGUACACUCUGAACAUUGCCCAAGAAGCCGAUUGGGAACUCCCCAAAAAGCCACCCAAAGAAUGGCCCCAAGAAGGUGAAGUGUCUUUUGAAGGCUACGGUAUGCGCUACCGAGAGGGUUUGGAUAUGGUCGUCAAGGACAUAAACUGUCAUAUCAAGGGAGGCCAAACUGUUGGCAUCGUCGGAAGAACUGGGGCAGGGAAAUCAUCAUUAACAGUGGCCCUAUUCAGGUUGGUAGAACCGGCAGAAGGUGGAAUCAAAAUCGAUGGAUUGGACAUCAGUCAAAUGGGCCUACACGAUCUCCGAAAGAAACUCACCAUCAUCCCUCAAGAUCCUGUGCUGUUCUCUGGCAGCCUUCGUAUCAAUCUGGACCCCUUUGGAGUGCACUCCGAUGGCGAGAUUUGGGACGUGCUGGAGUUGGCCCAUUUGCGGACUUUUGUGUCUUCUUUGGAAGAUGGCCUUGAGCAUCCUGUGUCAGAAGGCGGCGAGAACCUUAGUGUAGGUCAACGUCAGCUCAUUUGCUUGGCUCGUGCCUUGCUUCGGAAGACCAAGGUCUUGAUUCUGGACGAGGCUACGGCAGCCGUGGAUCUCGAGACUGACGAUCUCAUCCAAAGCACCAUCCGAAAAGAGUUCAAGGGAUGUACCGUUCUCACCAUUGCUCAUCGUUUGAACACCAUCAUGGACUACGACAGAAUCAUGGUGCUGGACAAGGGUCGAAUUAGGGAAUUCAAUUCCCCACAAACACUUCUUGAAGAUAGUACUUCUAUUUUCUACAGCAUGGCCAGGGAUGCCAAUCUAGUUUAGUUUUUACGCCAGUUAUUUCUACUAUUUCUGCUUAGUUGUCCAAUUAUAUUUAGCCAGUGAUGAAAGAAACAUGAAAUACAUCGAGAUAGAUUGAAGAAG
Tigriopus californicus is the source of this 4685-nucleotide messenger RNA. Its product is annotated as multidrug resistance-associated protein 1-like. Gene Ontology annotation, molecular function: ATP hydrolysis activity; ATP binding; ABC-type transporter activity. Gene Ontology annotation, cellular component: membrane. Gene Ontology annotation, biological process: transmembrane transport. NCBI's taxonomy places the organism in Eukaryota, Metazoa, Arthropoda, Copepoda, Harpacticoida, Harpacticidae. The record is from RefSeq and is a predicted model, not a curated record.